AUGACUCAAAUAUUUGUAGCGAAACACGGAACUGUUCGAGCAAUCUUGCGCGGGAAGAGAUCCAUGGUUUUGACAGAGUUAUGGCGUGGUGAAUCAGCUAUGCGUGAUGAGUGGCGAGCCAUUUUAAUGAGUAUUGACGACAAGACUGUCGAGCAAGCCUCGAGGCUUGCGGAAAGUAUGGUAUAUAAGUUGCAUUCGGGCCUCGUGCACAUGGUUCUGCACCCAGUCAUUCCUGACAAUAUCUACUACGAAAACGUUGAAGGGAGCAACAAGGACAGGUCGAGAUGGGAAACAGCCAUUGCGUAA
Molecule: messenger RNA, 306 nt
Organism: Plenodomus lingam JN3
Lineage: Eukaryota; Fungi; Ascomycota; Dothideomycetes; Pleosporales; Leptosphaeriaceae
Source: RefSeq, a predicted model, not a curated record